AAGAAACCGUUCCGGUCGGUUUUCUUUAUCUUGUGCGGAGUUUUUUUUUUUUGAUUUUAAACAUGUCAUGGAUUAUACGAGUUCCACUGUUGUUUGUUUCUUUGAACCUUUUGGUCGAGGUCUAUGGCAAUCCACAGCCUGGAGGCACUUAUCAUGUUCACCAUCGUAUUCACGUCCCACAAAAAAUCAAAACAAUUUAUCACACGAAAAUCAUCAAAGUGCCAGAACACCAUCACCAUUUCCACGAGAAAGAGAAAAUCAUCAUCGAAAAAGAAAAACCGAAAGAAGAAUACCAUCAUCCCAUCAUCUUGAAGGAGGAAGAGCAUCACUCUGAUUGGACUGGACUAAGUGAGGAUAGUUUUUACAAGAAGAAGAGGGACGCGAAAUUGUCAGAUGACGAGGAGGAGGAUGAUGAUGAUGAGAAGAUCGGGAGAUUGAUCCAGAAGAGGAAGAUCAAGAAGAGAAGGCUUCCGUAUAGGCAACCAUAUAUUUAUUAUAGGCCUAAGUAGACUAUAUGUAAGGAUUAGUGAGAUUUAUUGUAAUAGUUGAGGUAAUUAUUUUGUUCUAUCAGGCAGUUGAGGUUGAAUUAAAACGAUUUUUAAUGAUACAA
This is a messenger RNA of Anthonomus grandis grandis, 610 nucleotides long. RefSeq lists its product as uncharacterized. The record is from RefSeq and is a predicted model, not a curated record. Lineage: Eukaryota; Metazoa; Arthropoda; Insecta; Coleoptera; Curculionidae. The transcript has 3 exons. Bases 63 to 509 code for a protein of 148 amino acids.